AUGUUCAAUUCGAUACUGCUACAGACCCGUUCAGGCGGUCCCUAUGUCCCCCAAACAGCAAACAUGGGGGGCAUGCCCAGCGUGACCACCGACAUCCCCAUCUGCGCAGUCCUGAUCGCAUUCUACGUCGGGUUCGCCGCGACAAACAUGACCAUCUUCCAGAUCAACCGCCGUCGACGCCAUAAAUUCAUACUCUCUGGGCUUCUUUUCGGUUUUUGCAUGGCACGGACCAUAACGCUCGUGUUGCGCAUCGCCUUGGCCACCCGUCCACACAACGUGCGGCUCUCCAUCGCAGCGAAUAUUCUCGUCAACGCGGGCGUUCUCCUGGUGUACAUUAUCAAUCUGAUCCUCGCGCAGCGCAUACUACGCGCGCAGCAGCCUCGCGUUGGGUGGCAUCCGGUGACGCGCAUCGGGACCAUAACGCAGUAUGCGCUGAUCGCGGACGCGCUGGGCUUGGCCAUCACCGCGACGGUGGUGUCCGCGUAUACGCUUAAUGCCGACACCCAGAGGCAGUGGCGCGAUGUCCAGCUAGCGGCUAUGACAUACCUGUUGGUCUUCACGUGUCUGCCGCUCCUGCAUAUCCUUCUGGCUGUCAUCCUACCACCGUCGCGACAGGCGGAGUCGUUUGGACAAGGCGGGGUGCUCCCAAAGGUGGCCAUCGUGGCGGUCUCGUCGUGUCUAAGCGUCCUCAUCGCGGGAUUCAAGGUCGGCGUGAGCUGGAGUCCACCCCGUCCGAAGAUCGACCCUGCCUGGUACCACUCCAAGGCGUCUUUUUAUGUUUUCUCGUUUGUGCUCGAGAUCUUGAUACUUUGCGUCCUGACCCUUUCGAGAAUCGACAAGCGGUUUCACAUCCCGAAUGGGUCGACAAGGCCUGGUGAUUACAGCGGGGAGAGAAAGGUUUCCGACAAGGAUCAUCCUACCGUGGCUUAUAGCAUGGUUUAUACCGCCACGCAACUGAUUGACGUCGCGUGCUAG
Messenger RNA from Aspergillus candidus, 975 nucleotides. RefSeq lists its product as uncharacterized. The record is from RefSeq and is a predicted model, not a curated record. Lineage: Eukaryota; Fungi; Ascomycota; Eurotiomycetes; Eurotiales; Aspergillaceae. The transcript is spliced from 2 exons. The coding region runs from base 1 to 975 and encodes 324 amino acids.